This is a messenger RNA of Cuscuta epithymum, 2957 nucleotides long. Lineage: Eukaryota; Viridiplantae; Streptophyta; Magnoliopsida; Solanales; Convolvulaceae. The record is from the annotation of a GenBank genome assembly.
UGCACUGGGCACGAUAUAGAAUGGGCCUUGAGUUACACGUUGGGCACCUAAAAGCCUAAAAUAUGUCCAAAGCAAUCAACCCUAAAAAGUGGAAUAAAUAUCCAUCGUGUCACCCCCUCGAUUUUCAGCUUCUACACCAUAAACCCUAAUUAUCAAAGGGGUUUUCAGCCGGCACAGCUGCUUCUAAAUCCAAAGCUACGCAGUUUUUCUCGGUUAGGAUGGGCAAGUCUUCUAAGAAAUCGAUCCUGAAGGUUGAUGCCGCUCCUGCCAUAGUUGCUCCAACAAAGCUGAUGAAGAAAGGUAAGAGAGAGGCUGAAGCUUUCGAGAAGCCAAGCGCUAAAAAGCAGAAAAAAGCUUCGGGAUUAGAACAAGCUGUCGAGAAGAAGAAGGCUGAGGCUAAGAUUCUGAAGAAGGCGGAUAGUAGUUCCGAUGAAGAGUCUUCUGACUCGGAUGAAGAACUAAAGAAACCUGCUCCUAAAACUAAACCUGCACCCAAAAAGUCGCUGCAUGCGAAAAAAGGUAAACCUGAAAGCUCUUCAGAUGAAGAUAGCGAUUCUGAUAGUAGUUCAGAUGAGGAUGUCCCUGUCACAAAAAAAGUUACAUCCGUUACAACCAAAAAUGGGUUAGUUAAAGUUCAAAAAAGUGAAUCAAGCUCCGAAGAUGAUAGCUCUGAUGACAGUGAUGAUGAGGCUCCCGUUACCAAAAAGGUUACUCAAACCCCUGCCAAAAAUGGGGCAACGAAAGGUAGAAAAAGCGAGUCAAGCUCUGAAGACGACAGUUCUUCUUCUUCUGAUGAUGAAACUCCCAUGAAGGCUGCACCAAAAUCUGCUCCAAUCAAAAGUGCCAAUAAAGGUGCACCAAAAAAGAGUGAAACAGAGUCGAGCUCUGAUGAUAGUAGUUCUGAUGAUGAGACUCCUUCUAAGAAGGCUCCUGCCAAACCUGCCACAAAAGGGGCAGGAAAAAAGGUUGAAAGUGAAUCAAGCUCUGAUGACAGUAGUUCAGAUGACGAGGAUGACACCCCUGCUAAGAAAGCUCCUCAGAAGGCUACUUCCAAACCUGCCACAAAAGGGGUAGAAAAAAAGGCAAUAAGUGAAUCCAGCUCUGAAGAUAGUAGUUCUGAUGAUGAGGAAGACACCUCUGCUAAGAAUGCUCUUUCCAAACCUGCCAAGGAAGAGGCAGCAAAAAAGCCACAAGGUGAAUCAAGCUCGGAAGACACUAGUUCAGAUGAUGAUGAUGAGAAUGUCACCCCUGCUAAGAAGGCUCCCCUAAAAGCAUCUGCACCUACAAAAAAAGUUAAUGACAGUUCAGAUGAGAGUAGUAGCUCUGAUGAAGAUGAUGUUCCAUCCAAAAAGGCUUCCCUACUAGCUGGAAAUAAAAAGGUAACUGACGAUAGUGAAGAUUCCAGCUCUGAAGAAAGUGAAGAUGAUGAGCCACAGAAGAAGAAGAUCAAGCCUGCUGAAAAAAAGAAGAGUAGCUCUGAUGAUUCAUCCUCAGAGGAGUCCAGUGAGGAAGAAGAUGAGCCUUCAAAGAGUAUAAAGAAGCCUAAAGAUGUGAAAAUGGUUGAUGCGGAUGGUGAAAAAGGCGGACCUCAAACUGCAACAAAAACUCCCAAGACCCCUGCCACACCUAAGGCCGCAGUUCAAGGAUCAUCAACUCUCUUUAUUGGGAAUUUGUCAUGGUCAAUUCAAGAGGCUGACAUUGAGAAUUUCUUUAAGGAUGUUGCAGAGGUGAAGCAAGUUCGUUUUGCUGCCCAUCCAGAUGGGACUCUUAAGGGUUUUGGACAUGUUGAGUUUACCUCUUCUGAGGCUGCCUCUAAGGCUCUUGAACUUAAUGGACAACCAUUGUUGGGACGUGAUGUAAGACUUGACCUUGCAAAAGAGAGAGGAGCUUAUACCCCCAAUAGUGAAUAUGGCAGUGGGAAGCGUGAUAGUUCUUACCAGAAGCAGGAUAGAGAUGAAGGUUCAACUAUUUUUGUGAGGGGGUUUGACACAAAUGAUGAUGAAGACAAGAUUAGGAGUACUCUGGAAGGUCAUUUUGGCUCUUGUGGAGACAUUAAAAGCACAAGACUUCCAACAGACCCAGAUGGUUAUGUUAAAGGGAUUGCGUAUAUCACGUUUGGAGACAGUGAUGCUCUCACCAAGGCUCUCGAACUCAACAACUCCCAAAUUGGAAAUAACACCUUGUACGUGGAUGAAGCAAAGCCAAGAGGUGAUAGUGGGGGUGGAAGGGGUCGUGGAGGACGUGAUAGUGGUAGAGGCAGAGGGGGUGGUGGUCGUGAUCGUGGUCGUGGCAGGUUUAGUAGUGGUGGAAGGGGUGGUCGUGAUGGGGGUUUUGGUGGGAGGGGAGGCGGUCGUGGUCGUAGCAGUUCAAGCUUUACUCCUACCGGCAAGAAGACAACAUUUGGGGAUGAUUAAGGGACAAAGUACCGGUCUGUAUGAAGCGUUGAGCAAUGCAAUUGCUUGCUCACUUUAGAGUUACUAUGAGGACACUAGUUACCGUAAUUGUGAUAUUGUGAUGUUUUUUGUAUUAUUUUUUGUCAUGUACGUUUUUAUUAUCUAAAACCAUGAGUUGGUGUGCUUUCCUUCAAAGAGGUAAAAUUGUUAAUUUUGUAAUCACUACUUGUGGAUAUGCGUCGAUGUCUGUCUACUAAUCAACCAUAGAAUAGGUGACGGCAUCCAUCGAAAUCCUAAAGUAGCCUCUUCACGGAUCACUUGACCAUAACUGGGGUGAACUGUGAAGUAGGGAUAGAUCUGGGAUCCGAGACUGGUCGGGUUCUGGAUCGGUCGUUUCUGGUUCUAACAUUUGGAGGCCCAGAUCUGAUCUGGAUAUUAUGGGUUCAGGCCUGGUCCUGUGUACCCGUGUAGUUCGUGUCUGUUCCUGGUCUGGUUUGUGCAUUUUUUAAUUUCAAUUUAUUACUCUACCCCGGAAAUGUUCAUCAAAUUGAUUUUUCUUGGUCA